This is a messenger RNA of Protobothrops mucrosquamatus (brown spotted pit viper), 4168 nucleotides long. RefSeq names its product collagen type XXII alpha 1 chain (gene COL22A1). The record is from RefSeq and is a predicted model, not a curated record. The annotation marks the transcript as partial. Lineage: Eukaryota; Metazoa; Chordata; Lepidosauria; Squamata; Viperidae. The transcript is spliced from 57 exons.
AGAUGUCUUUCCACAAGGACUUCCAGAUGAGUAUGGUUUUGUCGCCACUUUCAAGUUCCGCAAGUCAUCCAGGCGAGAAGAUUGGUACAUUUGGCAGAUCAUUGACAAAUAUGGCAUACCACAGGUUUCCAUUCGGUUAGAUGGGGAGAACAAAGCCUUGGAAUACAAUGCAGUUGGACUCACCAGAGAUGCUGUGAGAGUGGUCUUCAAAAACGGACAUGUCAAUGAUCUGUUUGAUCGUAACUGGCAUAAGAUUGCCCUGAGCAUCCAGUCCCAGACAGUCUCCUUAUACAUCGAUUGCAAACUGGUCCAGACAUUACCUAUUGAAGACAGAGAAAAUAUUGACAUCCAAGGGAAAACAGUGAUCGGCAAACGCCUUUAUGACAGUGUGCCAAUUGAUUUUGACCUUCAACGGAUGGUUAUUUAUUGUGAUUCACGACACGCUGAGUUUGAAACCUGCUGUGAUAUUUCUCCUGGACCUGAUUGUCAAGUGACAGUUGUUACAGAUGUUCCCACUCCGCUAAUUCCAUCGACUGUUCCAAAUGAGCAGAUUGGACCUACCAAGACAGUCAAUUGUUCCUGUACUCCAGGAGAAAAGGGGGACAGAGGCCUUCCUGGAUUUGAAGGACUGAGAGGACAAAAGGGAGACAUUGGACCAAUUGGACCUCCUGGCCCAAGGGGAGACAAAGGAGAACCAGGUGAAAAGGGACCCCAAGGCUUACCUGGUCUAAUGGGUGAGAGAGGAGAAAGGUCUGGGGAUGUGUGGAGAAAGGAAAAGAGAAGAUUGAACACAUUUGAUGGCAUUUUUAAGGAUACUGAGACACGAGCAAUUGUUUAUCUUGAACUGCUCAUGGGUUCCAUUGGUGCAUCCGGCAUCCCAGGGAACGAUGGAGCCAAAGGAGAAAUUGGAGAACCUGGUCUUCCUGGAGCAUCUGGCCUUCCUGGACCAUCUGGACCAAAGGGAGAAGAAGGGCGUCUAGGUCCCCCAGGGCGUCAAGGUUAUGUUGGAGCACCUGGUUUGCAAGGGGAAAGAGGAGAAAAAGGACCCCGUGGUGACAAGGGAGAACAUGGCCUUGACGGUUUUCCUGGGAAGCCUGGCUUGGAUGGAAAACAGGGUGCCAAAGGAAGUCCAGGUCAACCUGGACCUGUAGGACCACAAGGAGAGAAGGGUGAAAUUGGAUCUCCUGGAAAACCAGGCUCAGCAAUCGAAGGCUUGAAAGGAGAUCAAGGAGCUCCUGGCCCACGGGGACCGAUGGGGCCUCCAGGAACUCCUGGUGUUUCAGGACCACCUGGACCAGAAGGCAAGAUGGGAUCUCCAGGUCUACAAGGUCUACGGGGUAAGAAAGGAGAAGCAGGUCUCCCCGGAGUUGAUGGAUUAUCUGGACCUGCUGGUCCCCCAGGACCUCCUGGAAUUUCUGGUUCUCCUGGACUNUGCAUCGUUGGGUGCCAGGGUCAACCUGGAGAAGCUGGCAGAAAUGGUGAACGAGGACCACCCGGUUUACCUGGAAAAUCUGGUCAAGAUGGUUUACCUGGCCUUCCAGGCUCAAAGGGAGAACAAGGGGAAAGGGGAGAAGCUGGUGAAGCAGGCUCCAAGGGUGAAUCAGGCCCUCCUGGACCCACUGGCAUAGUGGGGGAGAGGGGUGAAAAAGGAAGAGCUGGGCUCACUGGCUUCAAAGGUGAGAGAGGAGAAAAGGGUGAAAUUGGUGCUCCUGGUCUCCCAGGUCCACCUGGAAAAGUUACCUCAUUUACACCAAGGCCUAGUAUUCCUGGAGAACAAGGGCCAAAAGGUGAAAAAGGUGAUCGUGGAGAAAGAGGUGAACCCAUUGAGAUACAAAAUCCAAAGGAAAAGAAAAUUAACAAAGACCAAACAAAUCUAGACAAUAACAUUAAAAAUGGAGAACCAGGUGUUCCAGGAAAACAGGGACCAAUCGGACCUGCAGGGUCAGAGGGUCUGAAAGGACAAGAAGGGGAAGUAGGUCAUCCUGGACCUCCAGGAGAAAUUGGUAUCCCUGGACCUGCAGGACCACCUGGCCCACGUGGUUUGCCUGGGAAUGUGGUGCGUAUACAACGGCAAGGAAAAGCCAGUUAUUUGGAAGAAGAGCAGUUGUGCCUUUGUUCACCAGCUAAAUCCACACUGAUUAUCCUGGGUAUACCAGGAGCUGCUGGUCAGCCAGGAACUGAUGGACAAAAAGGAGAAAAGGGAGAACCUGGUAAGGAAGGAAAACUAGGUCCACCUGGGCCUACAGGUGAACCAGGAGCUGUUGGAGGACCUGGAUUACCUGGAAAGGGUCGAGAUGGAGAAAGGGGUGAAAGAGGUCCACCAGGUUUACCUGGAACCUUUGGGCAUAAGGGAGAUCGAGGUGCUCCAGGUGUUCCAGGUCAACCAGGAGAUAGAGGAACCCCAGGUGUUGGACUUUCAGGGCCACUAGGUUCUCGAGGUUUACCAGGCAUCCAAGGUCCUCCUGGACUGACUGGUCAGGAUGGUUCCCCUCCUAUCCUUACCCCUGAUGACGUCAGACUGUUAGUUAAGGAUAUUUGCACUGAUUGUCCCCCUGGGCCAUCUGGUCUCCCUGGAAUGCCAGGACAGAAGGGUGAUAAAGGCCUUCGAGGCUCACCUGGGAGUGAUGGACCAGUUGGAAAAAGGGGAGAACCUGGACUCAGAGGUCCCCCUGGAACUCCAGGAGGGGAAGGUCCCAAGGGUUCUAAAGGAGAGGAUGGGGCAUCUGGUGAAGCUGGACUGAAGGGUGAACAGGGUCAUCCUGGGAUGCCUGGCUUCAUGGGUCCCCCUGGGAAUCCAGGCCCAGCUGGAGCAGAGGGCUCUCCGGGACCUGUAGGCUCUCCAGGACCUCCAGGAGAAAUGGGGAAAGAAGGUCCCCCAGGACCUCAGGGACCCCCAGGAUUGCCUGGACUCAUGGGUGUAGCUGGAAAUGAUGGCAAAGAUGGCAAGCCAGGAUCACCGGGGGAACCAGGUAAACCUGGAGAACCGGGGCUACCAGGCCAAGAAGGUGCCAGAGGACCACCAGGUUUUAAGGGUCCAAGAGGAGAUGCAGGAAGUCCUGGCAUGAGAGUAAGUAAUAUAGAUAUGCAUGAGUAUAAUUGGGUGCAAGAAUGUUUUUUGGGGGAGGUCACUGUUGCCCCUUAUAUCUUUGGGGAUGGAGAAAAUGGAAUCCACUGGAUUUCUGAAGAAGAAAAUGGAGAACAGGGUCAACCUGGAACUCCGGGCCGGGAGGGGCAAUCAGGAAAAGAUGGAGAUCCAGGGCCUGUGGGACCAGAAGGACCCCGAGGACUUCGAGGAAUAGCAGGCAAAACUGGACCUCCAGGUGCUACUGGGGAAUCUGGUCCUGCAGGUAACCCAGGCUCCAAGGGAAGCAAAGGUGAAACCGGUAGCCCAGGCGUUCCUGGUUUCAUUGGGCCACGAGGACUUCCUGGCACCCCAGGGAAUCCAGGAGAACAUGGACAAAAAGGGGAUAGGGGAGAUCCUGGAGGCAAAGGUGAAAAAGGCCCUGCAGGAAUAAAGGGACCACCAGGUGAUCCAGGAGUUCCUGGCCGCAAAGGACACACAGGAUUAAUGGGUCCCCCGGGACCAUCAGGAGAGUCAGGACAAGUUGGUCCUCCUGGCUCUCCAGGACAACCUGGUUUUCCUGGGCCGAGAGGAGAUCCUCCAUCAACAGAAACAUUGCGAAGACUUAUCCAAGAAGAGUUAGGAAAACAACUUGAUGCCAGACUGCCCUACCUCAUAAGUCAGUUGCAGCCUUCCCAGAUCAAAGCACCUCAAGGUAGACCAGGACCUCCUGGAUCACCUGGAACAGAAGGUCCUCCUGGUAGAGUCGGCCCUCCAGGACAACCUGGCAGACCUGGACAACCAGGUUCAGAAGGUCCGUCGGGACCUAUGGGACCAAAAGGUGAUGGAGGAGAGAAAGGAGAGAAGGGAGAUCCUGGCAUUGGCCAGAGAGGUGAAACUGGUCCCCCAGGAGUAGCAGGUAUUCCAGGUGAACCUGGCUAUGGUAAAGAUGGACUUCCUGGAGCACAAGGUCCUCAAGGUGAAGCUGGGUCUCCUGGCCUUAUGGGCCCCCCAGGACCUUCAGGGGCCAAUGGACAAUGUGACCCCUCCCAAUGUGCUUAUUACGCAAGCCUAGCCGCUCGGCCCAGCAACAUCAAAGGACCUUAA